Sphenostylis stenocarpa is the source of this 3135-nucleotide messenger RNA. NCBI's taxonomy places the organism in Eukaryota, Viridiplantae, Streptophyta, Magnoliopsida, Fabales, Fabaceae. The record is from the annotation of a GenBank genome assembly.
AUGCGUAAGCACGAUUCGCACCCUUCUGAGAUUGACGACGGAAAACGGAAACCCGCGCUUUCCCUUCUUGGAAUUGAUCAUGAUGUUGCUUCACUUACAGACCCAACCCAACCCAACAAAACACACUCAGAGGAGAAAGAGCGAAAACCAAACUCUCUCUCCCACGUUGAGCGCUAUAUAUUCCACAUUCCGAACAUCUUCACACCGGGGGAGAGAGGUCACGCGCAAACCAUGACGACCAAUCUCACCGGUUUCCCAUUGGUGUUGAACCAAUUCAGAGCUCUGUUGAAGAAGAAUCUGUUACUAUCAUGGCGGAACAAGAGAGCGAGCCUUCUACAAUUGCUAUCCCCUCUGAUAUUCAUUUUCCUGAUAUUCGCCAUCGACAAGGCGAUCAAGGCUCAGACCUCCACCACCUCCGCCUACAAGAGCGUCACCGACCCUCCCACCCAACCCUCUCCCCCCAUCACUCCCUGCGAAGACAAGUUCUUCAUCAAACUCCCCUGCUACGACUUCGUUUGGAGCGGUGACCAAAACCCUAACCUCCAAACCAUCGUCACCCGCAUCAUGAACAACAACCCCGGCAGACCCAUCCCUCCCUCCAAGGUGAAGUCGUUUAAGGACAGGACCGAAGUGGACGCGUGGCUGUUCAAUAACCCUAUGCGUUGUCCAGGGGCGCUUCAUUUCGCGGAGCAAAACGCCACCGUUAUAAGCUACGGUCUUCAGACCAACUCCACCAGUCUUCAGAGGCGAGGCAAAUAUGAGGACCCUACUGUGUCGUUUCAACUUCCUCUUCAGCUUGCCGCCGAGAGGGAGAUUGCCAGAUACCUUAUUGGAGACCCGGGUUUCAGUUGGAAUGUGUUUCUGAGGGAAUUCGCGCACCCUUCCAUGACUCCUUUCUCUGCCGUGGGUACAAUUGGUCCCGCGUUUUUUCUCGCCAUCGCCAUGUUUAAUUUUGUUCUUCAGAUAAGCUCCUUGGUGACGGAGAAAGAGCUUAAACUUCGCCAGGCAAUGACUAUGAUGGGCCUUUACGACUUUGCUUACUGGUCGUCCUGGCUCAUUUGGGAGACGGUUGUCACAAUCCUAUCGUCCCUCCUCAUAGUACUCUUUGGAAUGAUGUUCCAGUUUAGAUUUUUCUUGAAAAACAGUUUCGCGGUCCUGUUUUUUUUGUUCUUCCUAUUUGAACUUAAUAUGACUGGCUUGGCCUUCAUGUUAUCUGCUUUCAUUAAAAAGUCGUCUUCGGCAACAACAAUGGGAUUUUCUAUAUUUAUUGUGGGCUUUUUGACUCAGCUUGUGGUACAAGGAGGAUUUCCUUACAAGGAUAGUUUCUCCAAAACUUUACGAGAUUUGUGGUCGAUAUUCCCACCCAAUCCUUUUUCUCAAGGUAUACAAGUGCUUUCAGAUGCAGUUGCAACUUCUGAAGAUAAUGGUGUUAGAUGGAGUAAACGAGGAGAAUGUGCUCAUACUGAUGCAGACUGUGUGAUAACCAUUGAUGAUAUUUAUAAAUGGCUUGCAGCUACAUUCGCUCUUUGGUUUGUUCUGGCCAUUUACUUUGAUAAUAUAAUCCCAAAUGCAUCGGGUGUGAGGAAAUCAAUAUUCUACUUUCUAAAUCCCAGUUAUUGGACAGGAAAAGGGGGUCAAAAAGUGAAAGAGGGUGGUCUUUGUAGUUGUGUGGGUUCAACCCCACUUCAAGAAAUAAGUACACCAGAUGAUGAAGAUGUCCUUGAAGAAGAAAGCAAAGUGAAACAGCAACUAACAGAAGGUCUGGUUGAUGCAAAUGUUGCUGUUCAGAUACAUGGACUUGCAAAGACAUAUCCUGGUACACGUAACAUUGGCUGCUGCUUCAAAUGUAAAAAAACUGCCCCUUACACUGCUGUUAAGGGUUUGUGGGUGAACUUUGCAAAGGAUCAAUUGUUUUGUCUUCUAGGACCCAAUGGAGCUGGAAAAACUACAGCCAUUAAUUGUUUGACAGGGAUAACUCCAGUAACUAACGGAGAUGCAUUGAUUUAUGGACAUUCAAUCAGAAAUUCUGUUGGCAUGUCAAAUAUUCGAAAGCUUAUAGGAGUAUGUCCACAGUUUGAUAUACUAUGGGAUGCACUGUCUGGCCAAGAACACCUCCAACUCUUUGCUACUAUUAAAGGGCUGUCCCCAGCUUCCAUAAAAUCAAUUACCCAGACUUCAUUAGCAGAGGUGAGACUCACGGAUGCAGCCAAAGUGAGAGCUGGAAGUUACAGUGGAGGAAUGAAACGCCGUCUUAGUGUUGCAAUUGCUCUUAUUGGUGACCCAAAGUUAGUCAUUUUGGAUGAACCGACUACUGGUAUGGAUCCAAUAACAAGAAGGCAUGUGUGGGACAUAAUCGAAAAUGCAAAAAGAGGACGUGCCAUUGUUCUUACAACUCACUCUAUGGAAGAAGCUGACAUUCUAAGUGAUCGCAUAGGAAUCAUGGCAAAAGGAAGGCUUCGCUGCAUUGGCACCUCAAUCAGAUUAAAGUCACGUUUUGGUACUGGUUUUAUUGCUAAUAUCAGCUUCUAUGGAAACAAUAUUGAACGUAGUCCUACCAAUGGAGAUGCAAUAUCUACAGAACAUCGUGAGGAAGUGAAGAAAUUCUUUAAGAAUCAUUUAGAUGUAGUGCCAAAAGAGGAGACCAAUAACUUCCUAACUUUUGUGAUUCCUCAUGACAGAGAGGCGCUCUUGACAAAUUUCUUUUGGGAGCUCCAAGAUAGAGAAGAAGAAUUUGGCAUUUCUGACAUCCAGCUUGGUCUUACAACUCUCGAAGAAGUUUUCUUGAAUAUUGCAAGACAAGCAGAGCUAGAAAACGCUACAGCUGAAGGGAGGCUAAUAACCCUGACCUUAACAUCUGGGGAAUCCGUGCAGAUUCCUGUAGGAGCUAGGUUUGUGGGAAUUCCAGGAACAGAGUCUGGGGAAAACCCAACUGGGUUUAUGGUAGAAGUUUAUUGGGAGCAAGAUGAUACUGGGGCUCUAUGCAUUGCUGGCCACUCGCAGAAGGUUCCUGUUCCUCAUGGAGUUCAAUUAUCUUCCUCUCCUUCUGUAAGGCACCGUAGAUCUUUCGGUCGGGCAGGACAAAUUCACGGGGUUGUGAUUGAUCCUAGUCAAGUUAGUCCGGGUGAUUUUCAGUGA